This is a messenger RNA of Alligator sinensis (Chinese alligator), 3839 nucleotides long. RefSeq lists its product as uncharacterized. Gene Ontology annotation, molecular function: structural constituent of skin epidermis. Gene Ontology annotation, cellular component: keratin filament. Gene Ontology annotation, biological process: keratinization; intermediate filament organization. The record is from RefSeq and is a predicted model, not a curated record. NCBI's taxonomy places the organism in Eukaryota, Metazoa, Chordata, Crocodylia, Alligatoridae.
AAUCAGUGAGAUGAACUACCACACUGAACCCACCCCAGUUCAGCAAGAGUAUAAAAGGCUCAAGCUCAACCCUUGGAAAGCAGAGGUUCAUCUUUCUCCCCUGCUUCCUGUUCUGUGUUCCUCACCGGCAUCCUCCGUACCUCCUAUAACACCCUUCUUCCAGACCAGCUACCAUGUCUCGUCAAUCCUUUGUACAGAUCCAGAGUGGGAGAAAGGGCUUCAGCUCCAAUUCUGCUGUCAUACCUAGUGCCUGCCGCACCAGCUUCAGCUCACGCUCUGUCUCCCAAUCGGGCGGUUGUGGUGCCAGUGGUGGCUUUAGAAGAGUUGGCGGUGGUGGCGGCGGUGCUGGCUUCGGCAGCAGAAGCCUUUACAAUCUAGGUGGAUGUAAGAGAAUCUCCAUUGCUGGAAGCGGUGGUGGCUUCUAUGGAGCUCCAGGGCCCUAUGGUUUUGGAGCUGGUGCCAGCAGCGGAUUUUGUUACGGUGGUGGAGUAGGUGGUGGUUUUGGUGGUGGAGUAGGUGGAGGCUUAGGGUUAGGUGGACCUGGGUUCGGAGGUGGCAUGGGUGGUCCUGGCUUCCCUGUCUUCCCACCUGGAGGCAUCCAUGAAGUGACUGUCAACAAGAACCUUCUUCAGCCGCUUCAUCUGGACAUCGACCCCAGCAUCCAGAGGAUCCGCACGGAGGAGAAGGAGCAGAUCCAGACCCUCAACAACAAAUUUGCCUCCUUCAUUGACAAGGUCCGAUUCCUUGAGCAACAGAAUAAGGUGCUGGAAACCAAAUGGAUGCUGCUGCAGGAACAGGGACAGAAAACAGUCAGGAACAACAUUGAGCCCCUCUUUGAAACCUACAUCAAUAACCUCAGGAUACAGCUCAACGGCCUGGUGGGGGACAGGGGAAGGCUGGAAGGAGAGCUGGACAACACACAAAACCUGCUUGAGGAUUUCAAGAACAGGUAUGAAGAAGAAACCAACAGGCGCCAUGAUGCCGAGAAUGAUUUUGUGACACUCAAGAAGGACGUGGAUGGUGCUUUCAUGAACAAGGUGGAACUGCAGGCCAAGGUCGACUCGCUGAUUGAUGAGAUCAACUUCCUGAGAGCCAUAUAUGAGGCAGAACUGUCACAGAUGCAGACACAAAUCACCGACACCUCCGUCGUCCUGUCCAUGGACAACAACCGGAGCCUGGACAUGGACAGCAUCAUUGCUGAGGUCAAAGCUCAGUAUGAGGACAUCGCCAACAGGAGCCGAGUGGAGGCAGAGUCCUGGUACCAAGUCAAGUAUGAAGAGCUGCAGGCUACUGCCGGCAGACAUGGGGACGACCUAAGAAACACCAAGCAUGAGAUCUCAGAGAUCAACCGACACAUCCAGAGACUGCGGGCUGACAUCGAAAGUGUGAAAAGACAGUGUGCCAGCCUGCAAGCAGCCAUCGCGGAGGCCGAGGAACGUGGUGAGAUGGCCCUCAAGGAUGCCCGGGACAAGCUGGCUCAGCUGGAGGAUGCCCUGCAACAAGCCAAGGCUGACCUGGCCCGCCAGCUGCGGGAGUACCAGGAGCUCAUGAACGUCAAGCUGGCGCUGGACAUUGAGAUUGCCACCUACCGGAAGCUGCUGGAGGGCGAGGAGAGCAGGCUGGUUGGAGCUGAGCCAGUGAAUAUCUCUGUGGUCAGCUCAGCCGUUGGAACCAGCUAUGGAGGCGGAAGUGGCCUUGGCCUCGGCGGUGGUAGUGGACUGGGUAUCGGAGGUGGUAGUGGUUUCGGCCUUGGUGGUGGAAGCGGCAUGUGCGUUGUGGGUGGAAGUGGCCUCAGCAUGGGAGGUGGGCUCGGCAUUGGAGGAAGUGGCUUCAGCUCUAGCAGUGGAAGAGGCUCCUGCGGAUUGAAUGUUGGAGGUGGAAGUGGCUCCAGCGUGAAAGUCAUCAAGACCACAUCAAGCAGGAGAAGCUACAAAUGUGUUAACAACCCUCUAUACUUGUUAAUGCUCUUGAUGUUGCUUUAUUCAAACCAUCUUUUCUUCUGCAAUGUAGCUGUCCGUCAGCCCUUCCCGUCUAGCCGAACAGCCACCAUGUCUCGCCAAUGCAGCAUAACCUACCAGAGUGGGAAAAAGGGCUUUAGCACGGCUUCUGCCAUCAUCCCUAGCGCCUGCUGCACCAGCUUCAGCUCACGCACCGUCUCCCGAUCGGGUGGUUGUGGCGCUGGUGGUGGAUUUGCCGGGUUUGGUGGUGACUGCACCAGCUUCGGCAGCAGAAGCCUCUAUAAUCUAGGUGGCUGCAAGAGAAUCUCCAUUGCUGGAAGCAGUGGUGGCUUCUAUGGAGCUCCAGGGCCCUAUGGUUUUGGAGCUGGUGCCAGCAGUGGAUUUGGGGCCUAUGGUUUUGGAGCUGGUGCCAGCAGCGGAUUUUGUUACGGUGGUGGAGUAGGUGGUGGUUUUGGUGGUGGAGUAGGUGGAGGCUUAGGGUUAGGUGGACCUGGGUUCGGAGGUGGCAUGGGUGGUCCUGGCUUCCCUGCCUUCCCACCUGGAGGCAUCCAUGAAGUGACUGUCAACAAGACCCUUCUUCAGCCACUUCAUCUGGACAUCGACCCCAGCAUCCAGAGGAUCCGCACGGAGGAGAAGGAGCAGAUCCAGACCCUCAACAAUAAAUUUGCCUCCUUCAUCGACAAGGUCCGAUUCCUCGAGCAACAAAAUAAGGUGCUGGAAACCAAAUGGACCCUGCUGCAGGAACAGGGACAGAAAACAAUCAGGAACAACAUUGAGCCUUUUGAAGCCUACAUCAAUAACCUCAGGAUGCAGCUGAACGGCCUGGUGGGGGACAGGGGAAGGCUGGAAGGAGAGCUGGACUCCAUGAAAAACCUCGUGGAAGAUUUCAAGAACAAGUAUGAAGAUGAAAUCAUCAAGCGCAACACAACUGAGAACAAAUUUGUGGUGCUCAAGAAGGACGUGGAUGGUGCUUUCUUGAACAAGGUGGAACUGCAGGCCAAGGUCGACUCGCUGAUUGAUGAGAUCAACUUCCUGAGAGCCACGUACGAGGCAGAACUGUCGCAGAUGCAGACACAAAUCACCGACACCUCCGUCGUCCUGUCCAUGGACAACAACCGGGACCUGGACCUGGACGGCAUCAUUGCUGACGUCAAAGCUCAAUACGAAGACAUCGCCAACAGGAGCCGAGCGGAGGCUGAGUCUUGGUACCAGACGAGGUAUGAGGAGCUGCAGGCUACUGCCGGCAGAUAUGGGGACGACCUAAGGAACACCAAGUAUGAGAUCUCAGAGAUCAACCGACACAUCCAGAGACUGCGGGCUGACAUCGAUGGUGUGAAAAGACAGUGUGCCAACCUGCAAGCAGCCAUCGCGGAGGCCGAGGAACGUGGUGAGAUGGCCCUCAAGGAUGCCCGGGACAAGCUGGCUCAGCUGGAGGAUGCCCUGCAACAAGCCAAAGCUGACCUGGCCUGCCAGCUGCGGGAGUACCAGGAGCUCAUGAACGUCAAGCUGGCGCUGGACAUCGAGAUCGCCACCUACCGGAAGCUGCUGGAGGGCGAGGAGAGCAGGCUGUGUGGAGAAGGUGCUGGGCCAGUGAAUAUCUCUGUGGUCAGCUCCAGCUGUGGAAGUGGAGGCAGCCUUGGCCUCGGCACUGGAAGUGGUCUGGGCAUUGGAGGUGGUAGCGGUCUUGGCCUGGGCAGUGGAAGUGGUGUGUGCGUUACAGGCGGAAGUGGCCUCAGCAUGGGAGGUGGGCUCAGCAUUGGAGGAAGUGGCUUCAGCUCCAGCCGUGGAAGAGGUUCCUGCGGGUUGAGCGUUGGAGGUGGAAGCAACUCCAGCGUGAAAGUCAUCAAGACCACGUCGACUCAGCGGUGCUACAGAAGCUAA